CGAUAAUAGCUGUCACUGAUUAUAACGCAGGUUAACUGCAACCUGGCGUUCAAUCGUAUCUAAAUCCUCGCACGACAGUACCAUGAGUGCUCAGUUGCAGGGCGUCUGCCGCCCUUGCGGCCUACCAAGAUGUACUUCAAAGUCUUACCGGCGGCCCUUCGUUGGAACUCGCCGGCCUGUUCAUCGCAUCAGGGCAACAAGUGAGGAGGUUGAUCUUGAAGCCCAGGUGGAGCUCUUCAUGAGGCGUCAGGCGGAGAUUGAGAGCGGAGCUGCCUUCGUUCGCACCAAGGGCGUGGACACUGUCAUCGGUGGCGAGGUCGUCAGUGACGAGCUCGCGCAAAAAUACUGCAGCGAUAUCUUCGAGGUUCUCAAAACCCUGAAGCGCACCAGGGACAUGUCGUUCAACGAGGUGAAGCUCAUCGUAUCCAUCGAGGACCCGCGGGCUCGGGAGCGCCGCGCGGCGGACAUGGAGGACGAGCGCGGUGUGUCCCGUGACGAGAUGGCCGCCGCCCUGGUGGAUAUCGGCGAGGGGCGCAUCCCCAAUGACCGGAUAGCCCUCAAGUGCCUGCACGACGAAAUGCUCAACUGGCCUUUCCUGGAGGUGGGCGGGGAGCUGCCGGCAGCCGCCGCCGCCGCAGUCGCCAGCAGCCAGCAGGGGGCGGCGGAGAGGGC
Volvox carteri f. nagariensis is the source of this 672-nucleotide messenger RNA. RefSeq lists its product as uncharacterized. The record is from RefSeq and is a predicted model, not a curated record. The annotation marks the transcript as partial. The transcript has 5 exons. Lineage: Eukaryota; Viridiplantae; Chlorophyta; Chlorophyceae; Chlamydomonadales; Volvocaceae.